AAGAGCAUAACAAAAUGAAAAAAAAAAUUAUAUUUUCAUAUUUUAACGUGAAUUUUAUCUUCUUUUAUCUUUCAGGUCACAAAAAUGAACAUUUGUGGAGUAAUAAUCCUUAACUCCCUAUCGUUUUCUCUAGGACAAUACAUAAGAAAUAUCAUACACCAUACAAAACUUGGCGACAUCAUGGGAGAACAUGUAUUAAAUGGAACACAAGCAGGGAUUAUGAAAUUUCUAAACAUACCUUACGCAAUGCCCCCAGUUGAUGAACUGCGAUUUGCAAAACCAAAACCGUACGGGGCCUGGAAUGAAACCCGAAAUGGAACAAUUCUGGGACCUGUUUGUAUGCAACUCUUGGAUGAUCCAAACUUCGGCGGGAAAGUGAGCGAAGAUUGUCUGAACUUAAAUAUUUACAUCCCUUAUCCUUUGAAGCAUGCGCACAAAAGAGCAGUCAUGAUAUGGAUCCAUGGAGGCGGCUACAUUUUUGGUUAUGGAAGUUACUAUGACGGAAGUAUGCUUGCUUUAAGUGGUGACGUCAUUGUUGUGACGUUAAACUACAGACUUGGAAUAUUCGGUUUCUACAGUUUAGAUAAAGUUUUUAUCAAAGGGAAUUAUGGACUCUGGGAUCAGAUGUUAGCCAUCCAGUGGGUGAAAGAUAAUAUCGAGGAUUAUGGUGGAAACCCGGAAAAAAUAACUUUGUUCGGAGAAUCAGCCGGAGGUUUCAGCGUGGGACUCUUGUCCCUUAUACCGAAAAAUAAAGGUUUGUUUCAUCGAAUCAUUCUGCAAAGCGGGACGGCUAAUUCUCCUUUAGCCAUUGGAAGUACGAGGCAAUCCUCAGAAAUAAUCACUGACAAAGUCGGAUGUAACAUGAACACAAACCCAGAACUUGUUCUAAAAUGCAUGCGGAACUUACCAGUUGAUUCUAUAAAGCAUGCAGUAUCCGAUUUUGCUAAAGGCUCGCUUAGUUCCAUUCACAGACUCAUAACCAAUGUCUUUACACCGGUAGUGGACGGCGAACUUUUCAAAAUGUCGCCCAACAAAAUGUUUAAAAGCCCAUUAUCAGAGGAAUAUAUGUUUUUCAAAUCUUUGGAUGUAAUGGUUGGCAACUGCGACAUGGAAGGGUCGCUGUACCUAGAAACUUUCGAUGUUCUCACUGCUUACGGAUUAAACAUGACUGAAGGCAUUCCUAGAGAUUUCUUUUGCAACCAUCUCAUUCCAACUGCAGUAACUGAUCAUUUUAAUGGCAAACUUAGCGUAAUGAAUGCGAUGUGCAAGGAGUAUGGGGGAAAUGACAACAUAACUCUUCAAAGUCUUUCCGUAUUACACUGGUACUCAGAUUUAUUUUUCAUUGCGCCCAGUUUGUCAACUCUAUUCACUCAUUCUUCCGGAAACACGACAAACUCGAAAAGAUACCAGUUUAUUCUUACGGAGGGGCUACCAGUUUUCAUGGGAUCUCCUCCACCAUCUUGGUAUAAAGGCUCUGCCCAUACCACCGAUUUAAUGUUUCUGUUUUUCGUAGAAAAUUUAACUUUUGUGGAUCCCAAUUCUAAAUAUAAGACGAAGGAUUCUGAUUUGAAGUUGUCAGCCAUUAUGAGGAAAUAUUGGUCAAACUUUGCUAAAACUGGGGACCCUAACUAUGACAACCUCCCCGAAUGGCCUCCAUUUGAUUCAUCAACUCAGGCUUAUGUGCAGUUAAGUGGUGCUGGCGUUACUUCUAGAAUUAAGUAUAGAAAACAGGAAAUGGAUUUCUGGCUUAAUAUCAUUCCCAAUGUAUCUUUCAGCUCACAAAAAUCUCAGUUUGUUUGCAGAUAUACCAUGUAUAUUUGGUGUAUAUUUAAUUUUUGUUGUCCACUACUCAGUUAAAGCCAAAGAAAACAAGCUUUCGUACUAUAUGUCAUUUUAUUAUACAGAUCAAAUUACGUUACCAUAAAUUAAUUACUAUGAAUACUCGAAUUUCUGUUGAUGUUACAAUAGUCAAAGAGAGUUUUUAAUGUUUUGUUUUUUAAAAGAAAUUUUUUUUAUU
Molecule: messenger RNA, 2017 nt
Organism: Saccostrea cuccullata (small rock oyster)
Lineage: Eukaryota; Metazoa; Mollusca; Bivalvia; Ostreida; Ostreidae
Product: acetylcholinesterase-like
Exons: 2
Coding region: 85-1857 (590 amino acids)
Source: RefSeq, a predicted model, not a curated record